AUGGCUCCUCUCAUUUUUACAACUCUCUUUUCUCUUUUGUUACUCUCAAACACUAACGCCCAUACGAAACAUGGCUUCACCGUCGAUCUGAUCCACCGUGAUUCCCCGAAAUCACCGUUCUACAACCCCGCAGAAACCUCUUCACAACGUAUGAUAAAUGCUAUCCGCCGCUCCGCUCGCAGCACACUCCAGUUGGCCAAGUAUGAAGCUUCACCAAACUCAGCACAAUCUGUAAUCACAUCAAACCACGGUGAGUAUCUCAUGAACAUAUCGAUUGGAACCCCUCCGUUCCCGACACUCGCGAUUGCAGAUACGGGCAGCGACUUGAUCUGGACGCAGUGCAAGCCUUGCAUAAAAUGUUACCGACAGACGGCUCCAAUCUUUAAUCCAAAAGAAUCUACAACAUACAAAAAUGUUUCUUGCUCCUCAAGCAAAUGUCGUGCCCUAGAAGACUCUUCUUGUUCCAAAGCAGAAGACACUUGCUCCUUUAUUAUUGCAUACGGUGACUUUUCAUACACGAAAGGUGUCGUUGCCGUUGACACUGUGACGCUUGGAUCUACUGAUCGCCGCUCUAUGUCGCUUAGAAACGUUACCAUUGGGUGCGGACACAAAAACAGUGGAAAAUUUGACCCGGCUGGGUCAGGGAUCAUUGGACUCGGAAGAGGAUCUACUUCGUUGGUCUCACAACUUGGGAAAUCCAUCAAUGGUAAAUUCUCCUAUUGUUUAGUACCUUUAACGUCUCAAACAGGUCUAACGAGCAAGAUCAAUUUUGGAAGAAACGGCGUCGUCUCAGGAAAGGGAGUGGUGUCAACCCCUUUAGUCCAGAAAGCAGAUUCACCCUCGUUUUAUUACCUAACCAUAGAAGCCGUUAGCGUGGGAAGGAAGAAACUUCAUUUCUCGGGCACAAACAAUGGAACUGGAGAAGGAAACAUCAUUAUCGACUCUGGUACCACUCUAACUCUAUUCCCACCCGAGUUCCAACAAAAGCUGGAACCUGUAGUGGCUUCUACAAUCAAAGCACAUCCAAUGCAAGAUCCUAGUGGACUUUUGAAUCUAUGUUAUAAAAACAUCUCCAGCUUUAAACUUCCCGAGAUAACUAUUCAUUUUAAAGGAGGUGAUGUGAAACUCGAGAACUUGAAUACGUUUGUGGAGGUUGCUGAAGGUCUAUCUUGCUUUGCUUUUUCUGGCAAUGACCGGAUGACCAUAUAUGGCAACUUGGCCCAGAUGAACUUCCUUGUUGGAUACGACACAGUUUCUAAAACUAUGUCGUUUAAGAAGACUAAUUGUGCCAAAAUGUAGCUCCAUAUAACCUUAUCUUAAUUAUAUUUCU
Molecule: messenger RNA, 1330 nt
Organism: Capsella rubella
Lineage: Eukaryota; Viridiplantae; Streptophyta; Magnoliopsida; Brassicales; Brassicaceae
Product: aspartic proteinase CDR1
Exons: 1
Coding region: 1-1299 (432 amino acids)
Biological process (GO): proteolysis
Cellular component (GO): extracellular region
Molecular function (GO): aspartic-type endopeptidase activity
Source: RefSeq, a predicted model, not a curated record